Molecule: messenger RNA, 6920 nt
Organism: Daucus carota subsp. sativus
Lineage: Eukaryota; Viridiplantae; Streptophyta; Magnoliopsida; Apiales; Apiaceae
Exons: 1
Coding region: 1074-6818 (1914 amino acids)
Biological process (GO): DNA integration
Molecular function (GO): nucleic acid binding; RNA-DNA hybrid ribonuclease activity
Source: RefSeq, a predicted model, not a curated record
CAACACAAUCUACUAUCUCAUUCAAAUCUUCAAAAUCCGAAGGAAAAAUAACAUAGUUUUACAAAGGCAGCAGGAUGGUAAUGUCAAUGUUCAGUUCAUUUGAUGCUCUCUUUGCAGAAUCAUUUGCCCAGAAAGUUGGGUUUUCUUGGCCUGUUGUGUCGACUAAAGAAAGCCAGACUUCUUCGUCGUUUCUAGAUAAUUCUGCAGAUAAAUUUAUCGGUAAAAAGAUGUCGGAAAAUCAACAAGUGCAGCAGAAAAGGAGCAAGACAACAAGUACUAGAUUUGCGCCAGAGUUGGAUGGAGUUCAUUGUUUCGAGACCAUUAUUCGAUAUUGAUAUGUCAAGCUCUAUGUAAUUUUGUGUAUGCUUGUACACCAUCUGUCUGUAUUAAUAUUCAUUCUUUUCUCUCAAUUUAGAUCCGCUCUUGUUGAUUUUUUACUGACUUUUAAUUAUAUAAGCGGCUAUGAUCUUCGCUUUUAAGCUUGAAUAUGAUUACAAAUUCAGAAUUUCUUUUCUUUCUUUCUUUUUAAAUCUGGCUUGCUCUGUCUUCAAGUGAUCAGAUCGUAUACGUGUUCAGAUAAAUUAAAUGUACCAAUACUUUUGAAGUUUUUGAAAGUUAAUUUCUAAUGCAAGCUCUACUAUGUUGGAUGAUGAUAGGGAACACACCAAUAGGCCUCCACGUGUUAACAUCUCAGCUAAUUAAACAAAGCGCCACGGACAGGUCGGGUCGAAGGACACUUUUACCCUUGUCCCCGCUGUCUCAGCCCGGGGGGCACGAGAGCGUGCACGUGUUAAUCAUCUAAAGAAAGGAACUAUAAAUACCAGCCAGGAGCAGAAGAAGGGUAAGCCAUUCCAAAGUAAAGAAAUUAUUAUGUUAUAAACCCAGAAAACUGAUUAUCACACCGGAGGUGCUUAACGGCCCAAACCCCCGGCUAGGCAUUGUUUUGCAGGAACACACAAUCUACAAUCCCCAUACACCAGCUAGGGAAGUUAGGUAUUCUGAGACUUAUCAUUUGGCGCGCCAGGAAGGGGGUGGUAGAAGGAAAUUCCUCCCCGAACUGAAAGAUCUGCAGCAUGGUCACUACUGAAGCGCCAAAAGAAUCACGCACCAAAAGAGGACAUGACCACGAGAAGCCGAAGAACGAGAGAACAAGAUCCGCUCAACCUGGAAAUAAUGGAGAAGCCGAGGGAAGCGAGGCUGAAACAAGGGGAAGUGAUCAUUCAAAGCAAAUCACCUUGACAGGCUUGACACGCCGACAAGCUAAAGAUCUCAGAGAAACGGUGGCGGAUUUGAAAGCUCAGAGGAAGCAUCAAGAAAGAGGGGAGUCAUACAGGAGCGAAAGACAUACGUCAACAAAAAGCAACAACCGGGAGGAAAGUAGCGAUAGAUCCAUAUUUUCUCGACUGGGAUCGUCGCGAGCUUCAUCCCACACCCGGCAUGGGGGAGACCACCAUAGAGAUGAAACAUGGAGACACUACCAGGAACGCCGUGAAGAGGAGAAGAAAGAAGAGGAAAGGAAAAGAUUAGAGGAGGAAUACCUCGAAACUAAACAUGAAAACAAGAAACGAAAUAGGGAAGAGAGGGAGAGACCUAAGAAAGGGACUACGACAGCCACAAGAGAUGAUCUGUUGAAAACUAUCGAUGAUCUGAAGAAGAGGGUCGAAGGAGAAGUUAACACUUUGGAGGGUAGUUCCCCUUUCACCAAGAAGCUGGAAAGAGAAAAGAAACAGAGGCAUCUCAAACACCCGAACAUCGAUGCUUACAGCGGGGAAGGCGAUCCUGAGGAUCACCUUAACCAAUUCGAUCAGUUGAGCAAGUUCUACGAAUACACGGAUUUGACUAGUUGCCGUUUCUUUGCUACCAGCCUCAAGGGAAAUGCACAACGAUGGUUUAAUAGAAUACCGCCUCGAACGAUCGAUUCUUGGGCGGACUUCAAAAAAUUGUUCUUAGUAAGAUUCCGGGCGAACAAACCACAUGAGGUCCAUACUGUCUAUUUGGAAUCCGUCCGCCAGGGGGAUCAUGAAGAUUUAGAAAGCUACUUGAAACGUUUCAAACAAGCAGUAGAUAAAGUAGAAGUGGUAAAUGAAACGGAAGCGUUGAUACAUUUGAGAAGAGGAUUGAACCCAUUUGAGUGCGAGAAAUACAUCUGUGAAUUGAUGAACCAGAAGCCGGACACUUUAUCUAAAGCAUAUCAGUUAGCAUCACGGUUCAUCACAGAGGGGGAAGCAAUGAGAGUACUCAAACAAACAAGGGCGCCUCCCGCCCAAACUCAACAUCAUUUUCAGCAGGAAAGGAUCACAUACCAGCGGACGCAAGAGCCCGCACCAAGAUAUCCCGAACAGUCCGCAAGGGGAAAUCUGACAAGCACUUUAGAAAAAACCACGAUGCCCGUGAUUGACAAGACCCGUCUAGCCUUACCCCCUCCGGGACCGCCCAGUCGGGAAGAUAGGCGCCCGGAGCCCACCUUUACGGUGUUCAGUAUGCCGCGUGAGGACAUACUCAAGGAGAUACGCAAUAAACCUUUUUUCUCGCCACCACCCCCGAUGUGGACAACCCCUGAAAAGAGAAAUUCGUCCGAACAUUGCGGUUACCACGAAACUCACGGACACUCUACGGAAAGUUGUAAAUCCCUGAAAUAUUUCCUCGAGAGACUGCUCCGACAGGGGCAUAUCAACCAGUACCUACCUAGACAAAUCGUCAACCAGGAAUAUCAGGGGACAAACUCGAGCACGGCGGGCACUUCCUCGAUCGAUAAGGGAAAAAAUAUUAUUAACGUGGUUUUUGGGGGGAGUCAAACACCACCGCGGGCAGUGGAAGGGGAAGUCUAUUUGAUUGAUAGCGGGCCGAGCACAAAUAAUGUUGUUUCUUUUGCUGAUAACGACUUCGAAGGAGUGAACCCAGAUCAUAAUGAGGCGUUGGUAGUCAGCAUAGAAAUUCAGAAUAAUAUUGUCAAGAAAGUAUUGGUCGAUAACGGGUCCUCGGUAGACGUGAUGUUCGCUCAUUGCUGGGAAAGGAUGAAGUUGCAAGGUUACGAACUUCAAGCAUGCCCCCAAGGAGCCCCUCUAUAUGGACUCGGAUACAAUACUAUCCCCGUUAUGGGGACGGUGAGGGUACCCGUCGUAUUUGGAACAUCCCCUAAAUCUGUGGUAAAGGAGGUCAAACUGUACGUGGUUAAUACCCCGUCAGCAUAUAAUAUGAUAUUGGGACGGCCUUCUCAAAUAGCAUUGCGGGCGAUAACAUCCAUCACCCAUUUGAAAUUAAAAUUCCCAAUUCCAGGGGGCAUGGGAGAGAUCAAAGGAGACACGGCGGCUGCCAGGGCAUGUUAUGGAUCGAACAUGGCGUUGGCACAGACAGACUCAAAAAAUUGGCAGACACACAAACCACACAAAAGAAAGGUUGAGCAGAAUCAACAGAGCACGGAAACAGAUAGGCAAGUGAAGAAAAAGGAGAUACAGGUGUUAGAAAGUGCGAUACCACCAGAUGCGGACGGAGAAGAUCAGAGGGUGAACUCAUUAUUGAAAAGUUGCAUACAACGGGAUGACACAGGAGUGACAGCGGCAGCGACGGCUACAGAAGGGAUAGAAUUAAUUCCAGGCAAUAAAGAAAAAAUCAUCAACAUAGGGGCUGGGCUCGAUGCGGUACUAAAGGAAGGAUUGACAAAAUUACUCAGAGACUAUGCGGAUGUAUUUGCAUGGACGUCCGAGGAAAUGCCAGGGAUUAACGAAUCGAUAGCCAUGCAUAAGCUAAAUGUACAUCCCGCAGCGAAACCCAAGAUCCAGAAACGGAGAAAUUUUUCCCCAGAGAGACAACGGGCAAUCGAUGAAGAAAUAGACAAAAUGUUGGAUGCAGAUCUUAUAUGUGAGGUCACGUACCCGAACUGGGUGGCCAAUGUAGUGUUAGUCAAAAAAGCUAAUGGUAAAUGGAGGGUGUGUGUGGAUUACACAGAUCUAAACGCCGCAUGCCCUAAAGACCCGUACCCGUUACCCACUAUCGAUCAAUUGAUCGACGCCACAGCGGGACACUUAAUGCUCAGCUUCAUGGACGCGUUCUCAGGGUAUAAUCAGAUCAAACUGUCCCCACAAGAUAGAGAGAAAACAUCUUUCAUCACGCACAGGGGGGUUUACUGUUACAAAGUCAUGCCGUUUGGGCUUAUUAAUGCGGGUGCCACGUACCAACGCAUGAUGAACAAAGUAUUCGCGGAUCAGUUGGGAAGGAAUAUGGAAGUUUAUGUUGAUGAUAUGAUAGUCAAAUCCAUGGAAAAAGAGGUGCACUUGAAGGAUCUACAGGAGUGUUUUGAUAAGCUCAGAGCAAGUAAUAUGAAACUCAACCCCAGCAAAUGCACGUUCGCAUUAGGGGCCGGCAAGUUUCUGGGAUAUUUGGUGAGUGUCCGAGGGAUUGAAGCUAACCCAGAAAAGAUCAAGGCUAUCACUGACAUGAAACCACCCAGCAAUACUAAGGAAAUCCAGAGGUUAACAGGCUGCUUGGCAGCACUCAGAAGAUUUAUUCCGCGCUUGGCGGAUCGAUGUCUACCAUUCUUCGCCACCUUAAAAGGGGCUGCAUCAACUAAAACCUUCCGCUGGAGCGAAGAAUGUCAGAAGGCAUUUGAUGACCUCAAAAAAUUCCUCGCAUCACCACCGUUACUAACCACAGCAUCCCCGUCAGAAGAUCUAUCUGUUUACUUGUCUGCAUCUGAUAACGCAGUUGGAGCCGUCCUAGUAAAAGAGACAGAUAACGGGCAACAGCCUAUCUACUAUGUCAGCCAAAUACUUAAAGAGGCCGAGACAAGGUACCCGCCCAUCCAAAAAACAGCGUUUGCAUUGGUGAUGACUAGUAGGAAGUUACGGCACUACUUUCAAGGACGGGAUAUAACCGUCGUAACUGAUCAACCUUUGAAGAAACUUUUGAAUAAAUCAGACAUGUCCGGACGCCUCAUAAACUGGGCUGUAGAACUGAGCCAAUUCGCCAUCAACUUUUCUCCCCGGAAAGCGAUUAAGGCACAAGCCCUAGUGGACUUUAUAACAGAAUGUUCAUUCUCAGAAUCCAAGGAGGAGGUGUUGCAGGAAGAAAAUACGCCGGUUCAGGAGGAAGAAGAGCUGCGGAGCAAGCAGUGGAAGUUGUUCGUAGACGGCUCAUCUACCAAAGCCCGCAGUGGAGCAGGAGUUGUCUUGAUCAGCCCGGAAGGAUUCCAAGUCCUGCAAGCAAUCAAGUUCUCGUUCAAUGCCACAAACAAUCAAGCAGAGUAUGAGGCAUUAAUCGCUGGCCUUAAGUUAGCAGCAAGUCUGUUAGCACAGGAGUUACAGAUUUUCAGCGACUCACAAGUAGUGGUCCGGCAAUUAAGUGGAGAGUACGAUGUUAAUGAUCCAACUUUACUGCGAUACAAUGUCAUAUCCCGCAGUCUGUUGGAGGCAUUCCUCAAAUAUGAUAUCCAUCAAAUCGAUCGAGCGGAUAACUCAAUGGCAGAUGUAUUAUCUAAGCUAGCGGAUUCAGAGAAAGAUGAGCUGGAUGCAGCUGUCUAUUUUGAGCUGUUGACAACACCGACAAGCGAAGGGCACCAGAUUAUGGAAAUACAAAGUGGAGACGCUUCCUGGAUGACGCCCGUCAUCGAUUAUUUGAAAGAAAAUAUUUUGCCCGCUGAAGCAAACGCCGCUGCAAAGAUCCGCAGACAAGCUGCUCGUUACUUCUUGGAAAACAAUUGUCUAUACAAAAAAAGCUUUGACGCACCAGUCUUAAAAUGCAUCGACAGAGACGAAGCUGAUUAUUGCAUGAGGGAGGUACAUGAAGGAAUUUGCGGGGAUCACAUGGGGGGAAAAGCGUUGGCCCAUAAAAUCCUCCGGCAAGGAUAUUUCUGGCCCACAAUGGCAACUGAUUGUAAAAACUUUGCAAAGAAAUGUGAAAAUUGUCAAAAAUUUGCAAAUAUUCCCCGCCAACCACCAACGAUGCCGUCAUCCAUUCUUUCCCCGAUACCGUUUGCCAUGUGGGGAAUCGAUAUCAUGGGUCCGUUUCCAAAGGCAAAAAAUGAGGUGCAAUAUGUAAUGGUAGGCAUCGACUAUAUGACUAAGUGGGUAGAGGCGAAAACACUGAGAAAUAUCACCCAGGAAGAUGCAAUCAAAUUCGUGAAGGAACAUAUCGUCACAAGAUUCGGAAUUCCAGUUAUUUUGGUGUCUGACAAUGGGACUCAAUUCGUCGGCAAAAAAUUCACCAAGUACCUGUCCGAUCUAGGAAUCAAACACCGCAAAGCAUCAGUGUGUCACCCACAGAGCAAUGGACAAGUCGAGGUGACUAAUAGGAUUAUCGUGCGAGGUUUAGAGAAGAGACUGCAAGGGUUGAAAAAGAAGUGGCCAGAAGAGUUGUCUAGUGUCCUUUGGUCCUACAGGACUACAGCAAGAAGUAGCACACAGGAAACCCCGUUCAAAUUAUCUUAUGGAACAGAAGCGUUACUCCCGGUGGAAAUCGGAUCACCAUCACAUCGCCUGUUGCAGUUCGAUGAAGAGAGUAAUACUCAAGGAUUACACACCAACCUAGACCUGGUAGACGAGGCUCGGGAAUCCGCUGUCGAAAGAAUGGCCAAAUACAAAGAAAGAACCAAGGAACAUUUUGCAAAGAAGACCCGCAUUCGCACUUUCGGAGCAGGGGAUUUGGUUCUUCGGGCAACAGAAGCUUCGGACCCACGUAACACAGGGAAGUUAAUGCCUAAGUGGGAAGGCCCUUACAGGGUCAAAGACGUACUUCGCCCAGGCUCAUACAAGCUAGAAAGGUUGGACGGAUCAGAAGUGAACAACACAUGGCAUGGUGAUAAGUUACGCAAAUUUUAUUCUUAAGACGACAAAGGGACGAUAUAUUUUGCUCGCAAUAUCAACGAUAAACGUUGUAAUGUAGUUUAUCUGACUUAAUGAAGUGGCCACCUUUUGCAAUAUGAAAAA